Penaeus indicus is the source of this 2995-nucleotide messenger RNA. RefSeq names its product protein eiger-like (gene egr). Gene Ontology annotation, biological process: immune response. Bases 253 to 1680 code for a protein of 475 amino acids. The record is from RefSeq and is a predicted model, not a curated record. The transcript has 10 exons. Gene Ontology annotation, cellular component: membrane. Gene Ontology annotation, molecular function: receptor ligand activity; tumor necrosis factor receptor binding. NCBI's taxonomy places the organism in Eukaryota, Metazoa, Arthropoda, Malacostraca, Decapoda, Penaeidae.
CGUCGCUAGGGCAGUGCGCGCGUGGCCACACUGGUAGAGGGUAGCGACCGUGCCCACACACUCAGUCCCCACACGCGGCCGUCACCAAUCGCACGUGGACUCCACCACCGCAUAACCUCGCUGGCUCGUUCGCUGGUGCCUCGCUCGCUCCGUCGCAGCCCAGGCGAAGCAGACCCAAACCUCAGCAUCUCCCAGGCUAGAGACAAGUUGUAGUAGCCCUCGCUGGUCUCCCUCGGCCCCCUAAGCAUCCCGAUGGAGAAGUCUCCGAUGUACGCCGUCCUCACGCCCCCAGGAGAGGGCAGGCGGCAGUGGCUGGCGUGGAUGGCAGCUUUCGUGAGUCUGCUGGCCCUGGUCGUGUCCGUCGUGACCGCCUGCGUGGCCGUGCAGCAGCUCGACCGAGUCACGGAGGUCGAGCAGAAGAUGAUCGAGAUGAAGAUGCACUUCGAGCGGCUCCUCAAUGAGUACGACUACGACAUCUAUGACUACGACGACCCUAAGGCGGUGAACAUCGAAGAGCUGACACUUCAGAGCGUCGUCAGGAAGAAGAGGGAGGCUAACGAUGGACAGAACGGCGGAGUGCCUAUCUACGAGCAAGCUUAUGGACUCCCGCCUCGCUCCACCGCCCAGGGCCUUCGUCUCUACGGUGACCUCCUCUCUGGUGACGUCAGCGAAUCGCCCGAACUUGGCCCCGAGGUCACGGAGUCGCCCAUUAAGCCGUAUCACAGAAUAUCGAGUAUGUGGGUGCCUAAGGAGCGACGCCGGUAUUCCUCAGGCAAACUCUCCUCCAGGAACCACGGGAACGAACUGGACGGCAGCGAGGAAUCCGACGCAGAGGUGAUCCGCCAGGCCGCUCGGAACCAAGUGCUUAGGAGGAGGUCUCGCGUGAAGAGUCUCCAAGGGCCGGGCAGGAGUGUGCGCCGCCGCCAGAAGUCUCGAACACCCUCUAACACAAAACCUGCCCCUGUCUUCUUCCGCGAGGGCUUGGUCAAGGCGACCGAGCGCGCCAGUGCCCGAGCGAACAGCGUGGUCCCCCAGUCAGCCAAGGUCAUGUCGCAGCCCCAGGUCGUGCCCCAACCCGUGCCCCAACCCGUGCCCCAGAUGCCCGAGAGCCCGAAAGCCUUUGAGAGCAGACCGCUGUCAACCCUCCGCGCUCAGCAGGACAGAGCAGUCAAGAAAAUCCCGAGGAAGAAGCAGAGCCCGCGCCGACGCCGCUCCAACCCCGUGGUCACCGUCGCCCACUUCGUCGCUACGCCCGCCAACAGGACCGCCCACCACCACGCAGGAGUCGGCGAAGACGUUCACGGAGAAUGGUCACCUGCCGCCUGGAUGGACAAGCUAGGCCUCAACCGCAAGUAUUCUCUUCGAAGGGGCGUGGUCACGGUCAAGGAAGCUGGUCUCUAUUACCUCUACGCACAGGUGCUGUACCAGCCUGGGCGCUUCGGCAGUGGGUUCCAGGUGGUCGUCGACAGCAUCCCCAUCAUGGAGUGCACGUUGGCUCCCGCUCAGCCGUCUCCUUCUUGCCACACCGGGGGCGCCACCUACCUCCCCAGGAACGCCGCUGUUUACAUCCGGGAUCUCGACCACCACAUGACCGCCGUGAAGAACGAAGAGAACAGCUUCUUCGGCCUCGUGAAGCUCAUGGACGCUCCCGCCACGGCCGAAAAGCUCCUGCUCGGCUGAGAUCCUGAAGCUUUUUUCUGACUCGGGCGAGGAAAGGAAGAUUGGAGGAUGGGAAGGAAGAUAAAAGUGGUAAUAAUACGAGAGAGAGAAAAAAGGAAGAAAGAGAAAUUAAGAGAAAAUCCAUUAUUAACUGAUCGAGGUGUUAUAAGAUAUCGCCAGGUAUUGGAAAAGGGUUGUGAAUGAAUGAGAUAUUUCCAGGGAAGAAAUACCAAUCAGUUGAUAAUUACCCGAGGUGAUGUAAAUGAAGAAUACUUUUUUUUUCUUAAACGCACAAUAUUUUUCAAACAAAAAAAAAAUAGAAAUAAUAACUCAGCACCUCUGGCAGUCCCCCUAAUGCCUAUAAUCAUUCAGGUGAGACAAAGGAAAAUAACACAAAAUAUCCUUAUUUAGUAACACUUCGCAUACGUGAUAUUGAUAUGCAAUUUCUUGGUCAUUUAAGAAUUCUUCUGAGAAAGAGUAGAAAAUAUAUAUAUAUACAAUAAUACAUACAUACAUAUAAACAUAUAUAUUUACAUAUAUACAUACAUAUAUGUGUGUAUAUUAUAUAUAUGUAUAUAUGUAAGUAUGUAUGUAUUUAUUUACAUAUAUUAGAGGACCUUAAUCUCACCUAAAUGAGCAUAGGAUUAACAGGACUUACCACAAGAGACUUAGAGGUUGUAACUUGGCAUAUGAAGAUUUGCCACAAAGUUCUCCUGGAAUGAGACAGGAGCACGUGCUGUUCUGUAUUUAUAUUUUCGUUCGUUGGGUUUCGUCCUUCAUAGGAUAUAGGAAUUAUUCAGAUGAAUUCAAAAAGGCGAUAUUAAAAAAAAAGAAAAUUGAUUAUGUAAUGAGAAACAAAUCUCCUGAUAUUUAUAUAUUAAUACAUGGGAAACGAUAUUACUAAUAUUAGAUUUGCCUCUUAAAAAUUCCUAUGAAAAUUCCCUCUUGUAAAAUAUUUAUGUAAAAGUAGGUUAUUGCUUUAAAAAAAGAAGUCUUUUAUAUGUGACAGUCUGUAAAGAACCUUAGAGCUUUAAUAUACAUGGAUAGGGAAGUCUGCAAUUUUGUGUUUGCUUAAUGAAUAGAGCAGGCGAGACUAUACUACAAAGGUCUACUAAUGUUUCAGGAUUUGUGUCUUUGUUUAUGUUUUAAACUCGGCAACGUAAGCAUUUGACUCUUUUUUCAUCGAUAAUUUACUUUAAAUAUGUAAACCUUAAAUUCUUGGUACGGAAGUAAGUGACCAAAAUGUGAUAUAUACAUUAUUUAAAGAAACUCUUUUUUUUUUCUUUUUUUUCUUUUUUUUAGCUAAGGCACACUUGCAUGUAUGGAACCAUUUCAA